AAAUACCCAUGCCAACCACCUCCUAAUACUCAAACUCCACAACACUCUCUACCCCAUUUCCUCCUUUCCAAAAUCUUAGACCACCCCAUUUCCAAUUCUCCAAAUCUUGAGCACCCAACAAGCCAUGGCUGCUCUGAACUCUGGCAUUUGCAGCAAAAAGUUUCUCUCUCUAUCUGCAAACACUUCAACACUUGAAAAAAAUGGGAGUUUUGUUCGACCUUUUUGUUUUCCAAUGGUUAGAGAGAGAACCCAUGUGAGAAAACAGAUCAAAACAAGGCCCUUAAUGGCGGUUCUAAGUCAAGAUGUUAUUACUCAGCGUGCUGUGAGAGCUCUUACUGAGAAACCAGUCAUGUUUAAGGUUAGGGCCCUGGUCACUAUCAGGAGGAAGAAGAAGGAGGAUCUGAGAGAAACAAUUGAGAAUCAUUUGGAGGCUCUCUCUGAUAAUUUGGGGAAGAAGAUUGUUCUUGAGCUUGUUAGCAAUGAGAUUGAUCCCAGUAAGUUUUUUGAGGACUUGUACUUGGGAGUUCUGUCUUUCUGGGGCUUUGGUUUAACAGUUGGUAGUGAAAAAGUCUCUCUCUCUCUAACAUCAUGUUAUGGGAACUUUUGGACAGAUAUUUCAGCAGAAACCCGGGUGGAGAAGCCACUUCCCAUUUAUGUUCCAAGGGAUGAAGCUUUCGAGGAAACAAAACAGGACGCAUUCUCAGCUGGAAGGCUUAAGGCUGUUCUCCAUAACUUAAUACCCGCACUAUAUGCCAGCAUAUCCAGUGACAACUCUGAGUUCAAGGGCUUCUCUGAGAUUGACCGGCUCUACCGGGAAGGCCUUCUCAAAUUCAAUUUACAAGAUGAAAUCUUAAAGAAGCUUCCCCUCCCCAAAGUUGUCAAUGAUAUCAAGGAGUCUAGCCAGGGCCUACUAAAAUAUGACACCCCAACCAUUAUCUCAAAGGAUAAGUUCGCUUGGUUACGAGACGAUGAGUUUGCACGCCAAGCUUUGGCGGGAAUCAACCCUGUGAAUAUUGAGAAGCUUGAGGUGUUUCCAUUUGUUAGUAAAUUGGAUCCCAACAUCUACGGUCCACCAGAAUCUGCCAUUACUGAAGAACAUAUUAUUGGCAGUCUUAAUGGGAUGACUGUGCAACAGGCGCUCAAUGAAAACAAAUUGUUCAUUCUGGAUUAUCAUGACAUUUACAUGCCAUUCUUGGACAAGAUAAAUGCUCAAGAUGGGAGGAAAGCAUAUGCUACCCGUACUAUUUUCUUUCUCUCUGCACUUGGAACACUGAAACCCAUAGCCAUUGAGCUCUCUCUUCCAACUCAACCGAAGCGAGUUCUCACUCCUCCUGAUGAUGCAACCUCUUACUGGUUGUGGCAGCUUGCCAAAGCUCAUGUCUGCUCAAAUGAUGCUGGAGUUCACCAACUUGUCAAUCACUGGCUACGAACACAUGCGUGCAUAGAACCAUUCAUUUUGGCCGCCCACCGCAAAAUGAGCGAGAUGCACCCCAUAUUCAAGCUCCUACAUCCACACAUGCGCUAUACACUUGAGAUCAAUGCGCUCGCUCGCCAGACCCUAAUCAAUGCAGGUGGUGUGAUCGAGUCAUGCUUUACUCCUGGUCAAUAUUGUAUGGAGUUGAGUGUAGAGGCCUACCGAAACCAUUGGAGAAUCGACCAAGAAGGCUUGCCCACUGAUCUUAUCAGAAGGGGAAUGGCAGUGAAGGACCCCUCCCAGCGCCACGGCCUCCGGCUCCUCAUCGAGGACUACCCCUACGCGACUGACGGCCUUCUCCUAUGGUCCGCCAUCGAAUCCUACGUCAAAGAGUAUGUCUCAUUCUACUACCCCAACCCUGCAUCAGUCCUCUUUGACACAGAGCUCCAAUCGUGGUACUCUGAGGCCAAGAAUGUAGGCCAUGCAGACCUCUCAGAAGAGCCAUGGUGGCCCAGCCUCACCUCUCCUGCUCGACUUGUCUCUCUUCUCACCACCCUCAUUUGGCUUGCCUCCGCCCAACAUGCAGCACUAAAUUUUGGCCAGUACCCCUAUGGGGGUUACGUACCCAACCGCCCCCCCUUAAUGCGUAGACAUGUUCCAGACCCUAAAGACCCUGAGUACCUGUGCUUUGUCUCUGACCCACAAAAAUAUUUUUUGUCGGCCUUGCCUAACUUGCUUCAAUCUACUAAUUUUAUGGCUGUGGUAGAUACCUUGUCAACCCAUUCAGCCGACGAGGAGUAUUUGGGCCAGCGCCAGCUCCAGGGUCUUUGGUCCGGUGACCCUCGGGCUUUUGACGCAUAUAGGAAAUUCUCCGCAGAGGUGCAGAGAGUGGAGAGGGUGAUACAAGAGAGGAAUGCUGACAUGAGAUUCCCAAACCGGUGCGGGGCUGGAGUUUUGCCCUACGAGCUUCUCAUACCGAGCUCAGGGCCUGGGGCCACAGGUCGGGGUGUGCCAAAUAGUGUGUCUAUAUGAGGGGAUCGUAUGUUAGUUGCUCUUGUAUAAUGUAUAGAUAGAGGGGUGAUUCAUUAUGGUAAAUAUGGCUAAUUGUAGUGAUUAUUUAUUCACAAGGUGUUGGUGGCUUGGCAAAAGACCAAUUCACUCUUGUUAAAAGAUGUAUAUCUAAUUGUAGGAUCUUGAAAGUCAGUUAUAAUUGAAUCAAAAGAGUUUCACAUUCUUGUUAUUAGUUGCCCCAAAACUCAUGUUCUUUUCUUGUUUCCUCUCUCUCUUGUUAAACAAUGUAUAUCUAAUUGUAGGAUCUAUUUAUUGAAA
Messenger RNA from Amborella trichopoda, 2743 nucleotides. NCBI's taxonomy places the organism in Eukaryota, Viridiplantae, Streptophyta, Magnoliopsida, Amborellales, Amborellaceae. The record is from RefSeq and is a predicted model, not a curated record.